Thamnophis sirtalis is the source of this 1829-nucleotide messenger RNA. The record is from RefSeq and is a predicted model, not a curated record. NCBI's taxonomy places the organism in Eukaryota, Metazoa, Chordata, Lepidosauria, Squamata, Natricidae.
AUGUUGAUCAUAGAACCCAGGGGUUGCGUGAACGUAUAUAUACACUCAGGUGACUUUGCUGUACUUCUGAAGGCGGGCAUGACUGUGAAGCAGGCCAUUGUUUACAACCUCCUCUCUGCCAUGAUGGCUUAUGUGGGAAUGUUAAUAGGAACAGCUGUGGGACAAUACGCAAAUAAUAUCACUCUUUGGAUCUUUGCAGUCACUGCUGGCAUGUUCCUCUACGUGGCCCUUGUGGACAUGCUUCCAGAGAUGCUUCAUGGGGAUGGAGACAACGAAGAGCACGGUUACUGUCCGGUGGGUCAGUUCAUCCUCCAGAACUUGGGGCUUGUCCUAGGUUUUGCCAUCAUGCUCGUGAUUGCCCUUUACGAAGACAAAAUAGUGUUGGACAUUCAGUUUUGAAAUUUUCCAGUACUCAACUGUGAUUGCAGUCAUGCUACUGUUAAGACUUUUUUUAAGUCUGCCCUGCGGUACUGUAUGCACAUCAGUUCCCAGACAAAGCAGUGACACACACUGAUUUAUCAGUAACCGUAUUUUGGUAUCUGUUCCAACAGGCUCUGCUUCUUUCCAGCUCCUGGAAAGGAAGAGGCAAACAAAAGACGAUUGAUUUGGUCCAGCGUUUUCCUUUUUAAAAAAAAAAAAAAAAUCAGGUUGUGUUGGAAGCAGAGCAUGUAGACAUGAUGCAUGAGAUGCUGUUGUAAACAUAUCAUUUCUAUUUGGCUCUGGCAACGGGCAGCAGAAAUCCCACCCCCUCCUGACAAAGCCUUUUGUGUUGUACUUGAGCAAAUGGUGAAAGGCAGCCCUAUAUACCCACAGAGCUCACGUGCCAAGCUAGGUCAUUGCCCGGGCUCCUUGUCCCAGCCUGUAACACACACACACAGGCUCGCAACUGAAAUUAGUUGGCAGUGCACAACUAGAACCAUUCUGGGAAGGGGUCACCUUUUCAAUGUUUUUUUUUUAAACAAAGCAAAAAAAGGAUGAAUAGUCUAGCAUGUUAUUAUUGGAUUGCAUUUGCUCCCAGCCCUGAUGCCUUGCUCAGUCGGCUUUUUUUGCGAUGCGCUGAAUGGUAUGACCAAAGUAAAACUGGGUGUUUUUCUGGUUCAGCCACUGAAUUGAACUUUCUUCCCCCUUUCCUCGCUCCUUGCCAAUCAGCUGUUUAAUAACAGGGUUUCGAGCAUGUGUUCUUGUCUGCAGCCACUAUUAUGCAACUCGGCGGUUACUAGCUCCUUUGCAAAUCUUUUGAGCCCCUUCGUUAUUACGGUGGUAUUGUACUCUUUUGAAGCCCAAGGAAAAGCAGGCUGCAGAUCUCUGAAUCAAGCCUGUGUACCUUGGGGAGGGGUGGGGUUGGAAAGUAUUAGCUAUUUCAUGCUAGCUUGUGGGAGAUGGAUUAGCAAAAUAGCUCAAAUAUUGCUUGUGGACUCCCUCCAAUCCCCUGGCUGCGGCUGUGGGGCAGAUAGCAGUGCUGAUUUUGAGCAGUUCAUACUUUCUUCUCUGUUACUAAGAGAGGUCCUGCCAAGAGUUUCUUUGACAGCAGCCCUUUUUCAUGUUUGUUUGACAUGAUUCUUGAGAACAGUUUGGAAUGUAUGAAUCCAGUGCCGUUUACCUUUGGUACAUCUGCAGCCGCUUGACAUUGGGAAUUUUCUCCCCCAGGCCCCUUUUCAAAGAUUGCUUUCGUUGUUUUGAACUUUCUUUUAUGCGACUGGGCUUUCGUCUCUUGCCUGUGUGGCAGCUGGGUUCUUUCUGCAAUGUAGAAGACCCGAGGUCUCCUCCCAGAAGCCAAGCAGGCGACUUCCUGUCUUGGCGGGGCUUCCUGCCCAGCAGGGAGACCUGCU